AUGGUGAUACGAAGACAUCUCGAAAAAAAAUGGAACGACAUCCAAGUAGGUCGUCAAGGUUCUUAUUCAGUCGAACGACUUGAAAGCUUCAAUGCCUACUGCGAAUCCACUUCUCGUAUUCGUGUAAUUCUAGUAUGUUUGCUCGUUCCGCUACCUACUCUAACGCUUGCGAUCUUUUUGGAGUGUCUACCGCUCCGCAACCCGUCUGAGGGAUGGAGAGCAAAUUGGAUGUUUUGGAUUCGUCAGGCAAUAUCAGUGUUUAUGGCGACUUUUACAGGCACUCUUAGUUUCAAGAUGUUCAUACCGGUCUUGGAAAUAACGCCAGUAAAGACUUUUGCAAUUCCAUUUUUGCUUUCGGUGCUGUACAUGACAACCAUGCUAGUAGCCGCUAGCACGAUUGGGUAUCCUCUUCCAUUUACUGUACAACUUGGAAACGUGGUGGUUGGAGCUCACAUGUUGGUAGUCUUAGUGCUUGUGUUGGGCAAGUCACCAUUCACAAAGGAAUCUAUUUGUCGGCCAUACCUUCUACGGUUUCAGCGAUAUCAGUAUGCGUACUUUGCAUUCACUAUCUUAUAUCCCUUUUGCAAAGCUCUUCACGAUUCAAUAUAUCCAACAUAUCGAAACUUAAUAGUGUUGAUGCUGCCAAUAUGGAAAAUCGGAGCUAAAUAUAUUGUAAUUAGUGCCACACGUGAAUUGGAGGACAUCAUACCGCAAACAUUAAGUUUUACUGUGGAUCUAUACAGCUCGCUUUUCAUGUCUGUUUGCAUGUCAAAUUCUGCCUCUUUACUUCUGUCUUUAACUUUCAUUGUUGCCGACGUGGGACUAACAUUAUUGGAAUUUCGCGAACUACGGGUUAAUGCAUUUGACGUAGUCAAAUUACUUAAUCAACAACGUUUGUCUCAAGAUUCUUUGCAGUCUGCACAAUUGACUAAUUCGCCAGAUUUACUUGAGAUGAUUCUUGCGGUGACGCGAGAUCCUCACGCUUAUAAUAUCCUUUCAAUGCGUGGUGUGCGAUUGCAUGCAUGUCUACCACAUCCUCUUCCAGAAGAUUGUUCUAAGCAACUUCAAAUUCUCGCAGCAUCAGGAUUAUAUUGUCAAAACGAUGCGACCAAAACACGACCUAUUCGUCGACGCAAGCUAACGUCUCGCUUUUUUUCCAAAACUUCUGUUCAGCCGAUAGAGUUAAACCUUGUGAGUGUUUUGACGAAACAACAGACGAAAAAAAUUGCUCCAUGUCCCAAAGUCUCGGAUGUGAACACAAAAAACGGCAGAAGAUCGGAAUAUUUUGUUCUACAAGGACUCCAGUUUCUAUUUCAUUGUGAAUAUUUGGCACUAGUGGAAUACAUUGAAUGCGUUGUUCCGACCAUAUUUGUCAUUUACAAGUCAGUACUGGAAUUGCUUCCAAAUGUCGUAUACUAUCCUGGUGGUGCUGGCAAGUGGGGUACCUUUGCUAUGUCAAAUAUUUUGAUCUUUGCUUUGUUGGAAGUUGGGUCGUUUCUCUUUUUAAAUCAAUUUAUACAGCGCAAGUUUAAGGUCUCUCCUAUGUAUCAGGUCGCUUUUGUACUUGAAAAGACGGCGUGGCAGAUUCAAUCGAUGUUGCUACUUUCGAUUUUUCUGCUAGCGUACGAGCUCGCUCAUCACGGAGUCGAUUUCACUUUCCGAUUCAAAUGGAUCCAAUAA
Messenger RNA from Plasmopara halstedii, 1680 nucleotides. RefSeq lists its product as uncharacterized. The record is from RefSeq and is a predicted model, not a curated record. Lineage: Eukaryota; Oomycota; Peronosporomycetes; Peronosporales; Peronosporaceae. The transcript has 2 exons. The coding region runs from base 1 to 1680 and encodes 559 amino acids.